UACAAUAAUAAAUAGAAUAAAGUAUAUUAUUCUUUGCAUCCAUUCGACCAUCAACCCUACCUUUCGAUCUGCAAAAUCUCUGCGUUUGGCACUCAGGUUUGAAUUUGAAAAGAAGAGGAAGAGAUACCUGACAGCCUAAUCAUGUUUGGUGUCAUAAGGCGAAGGGUUGCAUCUGGCAGCUCAUCUCCUUUGUUUGUAGGUCAGUCAGUGCAGAAAAUCCGGUCUGGUCCAUCAGUUCCUGCUCGAGUUUCUUCCAGUGUGGAAAAAGAGAUUGCAUUUCAUCCAAGAGGAUGUGGAAAUGUCCGAAACUUCUGCCAUAUAACACCUGGAUCCUGGAUUAACUUAAAGCCUAUGAGGGAGGUUUUUCGUCAAGAGGCCACGAUGCAAACUUGGAGGCGUCCAUUUUCUUCAGAAAGUGGAGAUACGGUUGAUGUUGUGGUCCCUCCGUUGGCUGAAUCUAUCGCUGAUGGAACACUGGCGAAAUUUUUGAAGAGGCCUGGUGACAGGGUUAAUGUUGACGAACCAAUUGCUCAAAUUGAAACAGAUAAGGUGACAAUUGAUGUUUCAAGUCCCGAGUCAGGUGUGAUUCUGAAGCUUCUAGCCAAUGAAGGGGAUACUGUUGAGCCAGGUAACAAGAUAGCAAUCAUUUCAAGGUCUGCUGAUGCUACAACUCACGUUGCCCCAUCCGAGACUACAUCUGAAAAAGCUGCUCCUCAGCCAACCCAAAAGAUUACUGAGGAGAAGAAAGCACCUAAAGUUGAAGCUGCUCCUACUAAAGAGAAGCCCAAAGCUCCUUCUGCUAUACUCAGCUCUCCAACUGAGCCACAGCUUCCCCCUAAGGAAAGAGAAAGACGAGUUCCUAUGACAAGGCUUCGGAAGCGAGUUGCUACACGGUUGAAAGAUUCCCAAAACACAUUUGCUAUGCUGACAACCUUCAAUGAAGUUGAUAUGACUAAUUUGAUGAAGCUCCGUGCUGAUUAUAAGGAUGCUUUUGUUGAAAAGCAUGGAGUCAAGUUGGGACUUAUGUCUGGGUUUAUCAAAGCUGCUGUCAAUGCACUCAAACAUCAGCCGAUUGUAAAUGCAGUCAUUGAUGGGGAUGAUAUUAUAUACAGAGAUUAUAUAGAUAUCAGCAUAGCUGUUGGUACUCCAAAGGGACUUGUUGUGCCAGUUAUCCGCAAUGCUGAUAGCAUGAACUUUGCGGAUAUAGAAAAGCAGAUCAAUGCUUUUGCAAAGAAGGCAAAUGAUGGAACUUUAUCAAUUGAUGAGAUGGCUGGAGGCACUCUUACAAUAUCAAAUGGUGGUGUUUAUGGGAGUCUUUUGAGUACCCCUAUUAUCAACCCCCCUCAGUCGGCAAUCUUGGGUAUGCAUUCCAUAGUGAGCCGUCCGAUGGUUGUUGGAGGAAAUGUUGUCCCAAGGCCAAUGAUGUACACUGCUCUAACAUAUGACCAUAGAAUAAUUGAUGGAAGAGAGGCAGUGUUCUUUUUGCGACGCAUCAAAGAUAUUGUGGAGGAUCCUCGCAGGCUUCUGCUUGAUAUAUAAAGUGCACUUCAAGUUUACUGGAGUAAAUUAAACAUCUGAAAAUUCAAAUACCUUAAUGGAUACCGUUAUGUUUGGUAAUGAAUUGCGGCUGGUCAUAAUUUAUAAUUUGUAAUGAGCAAACCCUUUUGCGUGUUUGUGUUUUGUCUUCCUACUAUUUCUCUCAUUUAAUAUGAAGAGGAUCACAGUUUUUGGCUGAGAAAUUGUAUGAAACAACAAUGAACUAUAUUUUAGGGAUUUUCCCUGAAGUAAUAAUGCGAUU
Messenger RNA from Gastrolobium bilobum, 1798 nucleotides. RefSeq names its product dihydrolipoyllysine-residue succinyltransferase component of 2-oxoglutarate dehydrogenase complex 2, mitochondrial-like. Gene Ontology annotation, molecular function: dihydrolipoyllysine-residue succinyltransferase activity. NCBI's taxonomy places the organism in Eukaryota, Viridiplantae, Streptophyta, Magnoliopsida, Fabales, Fabaceae. The record is from RefSeq and is a predicted model, not a curated record. Gene Ontology annotation, cellular component: oxoglutarate dehydrogenase complex. The coding region runs from base 142 to 1539 and encodes 465 amino acids. Gene Ontology annotation, biological process: tricarboxylic acid cycle. The transcript is spliced from 15 exons.